CACUAUUCACUUCUACUGAGUACAGCUCAGGUGAGUCGCUGCUAUGCUGUUUACAGUGAGAGCAGGACUGAUCCCAGCUCAGCUCAGACGGUUUAUCAGCAUGUCCUCCUCUCAGACAGCCCGGUCCAAACCCCCAGCGACCCUGCUGGGGGGCAACUCGUUCGGGGGUCGCGCUGAUGCGGAGCUGAGCGGACAGAUGGUCCAGGUGUUUCUGAAGAGAGGACACCAGGAGCUGGACACUGCCUUCAUGUACUCAGGAGGACAGUCAGAGACAGUGAUAGGGGACAUGCAGCUUCCUGAGACAGUUAGAAUUUCCACCAAAGCAAACCCUUGGGAUGGCAAGACCCUAAAACCAGAGAGUGUUCGCUCUCAGCUGGAGACCUCCCUAAAGAAGCUGCGCACCCAGAGCGUGCACAUCUUCUACCUGCACGCCCCGGACCACCAGACCCCCAUUCAGGACACACUGCAGGCCUGCAACGAGCUCCACAAAGAGGGAAAGUUCAAAGAGCUGGGAUUAUCUAACUAUGCCUCCUGGGAAGUGUCUGAAAUCUACUGCAUCUGCAAACACAACAACUGGGUGCUCCCUACAGUCUACCAGGGAAUGUACAACGCAACCACGCGGCAAGUAGAGACAGAGCUGCUCCCAUGCCUGAGAUACUUUGGUAUCCGUUUCAAUGCGUACAAUCCUCUCGCAGGAGGUCUACUCACUGGGAAGCAUCAUUAUGAGGAGAAAGAUGGAAGCCAGCCAGCCGGACGCUUCUUUCAAAGUCAUUCUUCUGCUGUUUACCUAGACAGGUACUGGAAGGAGAGCCAUUUCUCAGCCAUAGAUGUGAUUAUGAAGGCUCUUGAAGCAGCAUACGGUUCACAGAAGCCCACCAUAGCAUCAGCCGCCAUACGCUGGAUUUAUCAUCACUCUCAGCUGAAGGGGGAUCUUGGAGAUGGUGUCAUCAUUGGGAUGUCCAACAUGAAGCAGCUUCAAGAGAACUUAACAGCAACUGAAGAAGGUCCUUUAAAGCAGGAAGUUGUAGAUGCCUUCAAGCAGGGCUGGAAUCUGGUGGCCUAUGAGUGUCCCAACUACUUCCGUUAGAUUUUGACCAUAUUUAAGGAGAACGUCUUUAAUCUUGUAACUUUUAUAUAACUGUAUUGUUCAAGAUAAAAAUGCAAUAAACAAAAUUAUUUUUCAUUUAAGAGCAUUUAAUAACAUGCAGUUACAAACUUUUGAAGUGUAAUGAAAUUGUAGAUAAACACUGAGAUAAUGAAAUUGUAACAUAUAUAUUUAAUAUUCUAAAUAAAAAACUGUUUUUAAGAUUGA
Molecule: messenger RNA, 1312 nt
Organism: Astyanax mexicanus (Mexican tetra)
Lineage: Eukaryota; Metazoa; Chordata; Actinopteri; Characiformes; Acestrorhamphidae
Product: aflatoxin B1 aldehyde reductase member 4
Exons: 7
Coding region: 44-1087 (347 amino acids)
Source: RefSeq, a predicted model, not a curated record